AUGGCAGAGAAAACAUUGGACAACUCGACUAUUAAUAAGCUCAUUCCAGAGAUAUUCGAUCAGAUGCGAGUGAAUCUCAAUGUCAAGAAAUCUGUGGGCCCUGCUACGUUUGGGUCAGCGUCAAACGUUACAACACAGUCAUUAUUAGAAGAAAGUAAAGCUCUCGACAAAAUAAUUCCAGUCAUUGAAAAUUUGGAUAAGUCUUUAAAGAUGGCCGGACCACAGCAUCUCAAACGAAUUCAAGAAACGUGCAUAUCAACUAAUAAAAUACUUGAUACCUGGAUCAAAAUUCAAUCUCAGGCUGGAUAUGCGUAUGAUCUUAUGAGCAGCGAGCCAUAUUUAAAUUGCAUUGGUGCAUUGCAAAGAGAUGAUAAUAAGACUGCCGAGAACGUUUUACAAAGUAAAAGAGAUGAGAUUGCAACCCUGAAGGCAGCGCUGGAAGAAAAAAAACGGUCUAAAUUGGUCGAAACUGCAGAUCGUGAACAGCCGAAAGAUAAACAGGUUUCAGGAUCGAGAACAGCCGUUGCUUCGAAAGGAAGAGCAACUUCCGGGAUCAGGAAGCCCACAGGAAUUCCUCGUAGUACUUCAAGAGUGGCCAGGCCGACUGUUACAAAACCCAGGGCCAACCCUAGGAGACCUUUCAGAUAG
Lachancea fermentati is the source of this 648-nucleotide messenger RNA. The record is from the annotation of a GenBank genome assembly. NCBI's taxonomy places the organism in Eukaryota, Fungi, Ascomycota, Saccharomycetes, Saccharomycetales, Saccharomycetaceae.